AUGUAUCGACAGUCAUUACGGACGGCGACAAGUUCGCUCGCAAGAGCAGUUCCCAGACAGCAAGUCAGCAGACGAUGCAUCAGCACAGCGCCACCACAUGAGAAGUCGCGGAGCUUGAGGAGUUCGGCCGUGAGAUGGGGGUUGGCGGGUGCUUUGGUGUAUUAUUACAAUACUUCUAGUGCUUUUGCGGAGGAGCCACAGUAUGCGAUGCAUGCGCCACCAGAAACAUCACGAGAGAACGAGGUCUAUCCCACCCUUGAAGCAGUCGCGGCGCAAAGAAAAUCACAAUCAACAUCUCUAUCGGCAUCAUCUAGCUCCCAGUCUCCAUCAGUCGCUGUAGCAGAUGGCGAGAGCGCGGCACCAGGGUCACCCGAAGAGCUAGAAGAGGAGGCAGGACAGCAAGGCGCCUUUAACGAGGAGACUGGCGAGAUCAACUGGGAUUGCCCAUGCCUCGGUGGCAUGGCAAACGGAUCGUGUGGCGAGCAGUUCAAGGCGGCAUUCAGUUGUUUCGUGUACUCGAAGGAGGAUCCCAAGGGCGUGGAUUGCAUUGAGCAUUUCAAGACGAUGCAGAAUUGCUUCCGGGAACAUCCUGAGGAGUACGGCGCCGAGCUGGAUGAUGAGGAUGCGCCACCUAUGGCUAUUGAGGGCGGAGACGACCCUGCAGAAGCUCCAGCAUCUACACCAGCGCCUGCGGCAAAGCAAUCGUCACCAGCCGAGCCAGAGCCGCAGGUUGCAGCGAAGUCAGAGCCUUCGCCACCGCCAUCACUUGCCGCUGUGGGAGACUUCCACGACGGCAAGGCAGAGAAGGCCGCUGUUCACCGAGACGUCUCUCCCGCAUCAGACAAGGCGAUCGAGGGCAGGAGGGACCGCGCGAUAGCAGCUACUGAGCAAGUCGAGCGGGAUCAUGGCACACCUACGUCGGAGUCGAAGUCUGCUGUGCCCAAGUCGGCACACGAUGCGAGGUAG
Molecule: messenger RNA, 966 nt
Organism: Recurvomyces mirabilis
Lineage: Eukaryota; Fungi; Ascomycota; Dothideomycetes; Mycosphaerellales; Teratosphaeriaceae
Gene: MIA40
Product: Oxidoreductase
Exons: 2
Coding region: 1-966 (321 amino acids)
Biological process (GO): protein import into mitochondrial intermembrane space
Cellular component (GO): mitochondrial intermembrane space
Molecular function (GO): protein-disulfide reductase activity
Source: RefSeq, a predicted model, not a curated record